Molecule: messenger RNA, 3918 nt
Organism: Scatophagus argus
Lineage: Eukaryota; Metazoa; Chordata; Actinopteri; Scatophagidae
Gene: nol8
Product: nucleolar protein 8
Exons: 17
Coding region: 19-3630 (1203 amino acids)
Molecular function (GO): RNA binding
Source: RefSeq, a predicted model, not a curated record
UACAGUCAAUUCGGUGCGAUGCGGCGGUUGUACAUUGGUGGUCUGAGUCACUCGGUCACCCAAAAGGACCUGAAGGAUCGAUUUGGAAAGUUUGGAGAUGUGCAAGAUGUGGAGCUACGGACCAGGAGGGACGAGGAGGGUAUUCCUUACAAAACCUUUGGCUACAUUAACAUCGACAUUUCGGAAGCCGACCUGAAGAAAUGUUUGACGGUGCUGAACAAGUCUAAAUGGAAAGGAGGAACUCUGCAGAUUGAACCAGCCAAGGAGAGUUUCUUGCACAGGCUGGCUGAGGAGCAGCAGGCAGCAGCAGAGCAGUGCGUCCAGCAGCCAGCGACUGAGGACAAGAGACAGAAGAUGUUGGACUCCCUGAGCAGUGCCGGUGUGGACAACUUCACCAUGAAGGCAGCAGUGCCGGGGACUGAAGUACCAGGACACAAGGACUGGGUGGUCAGUAAAUUUGGAAGAGUCCUCCCCGUCCUACAACUCAGAUAUAAGAAAGGCAGCAGAGCUCGAACCAUGAAGUAUGACCCGUCCAAAUACAGCCACAACAUCCGCAGGCUGGACCAUACCGACAAAGAACAGCUCACACCUGUCACGCAGCUCACCUGGGAGGUACAGGGAGGGGAUGAUGACAUCAGCAAGAAGAGGCGGGGAGAGUUCCCUCCAUAUGAGCCAUCAAGACCCAAGAAGAGUCGCACAGACAUGGUCAGCUCCUGUAAUACCAUGUGGACAAGCAGGCAAGCCGUCAACCCUGUCAGUCACACUGAGGCUCAUCAGUUCACUAACGGAUGUGAACAGUCAACCAACCACACACUCGCUCAGAGGCGGAGGCCAGUAAUGCACAGUGAUGUCGAUUCAGAGGAGGAAAUCCAGCGAAUGGUGGCAGCGCAGAGCACCUCUCAUGCUGCACUGCGGCAGGAAAUGGACGAGGACAACCUGGAAGUGGUUGGACUUGACUAUAUGGUGAAGUCCCGGCAGCAGAAAGGCUGUCCGGGUGAUGAAGAACAGAAUGACUACGACUCAGCAGACACAGAUGAACUGUUCGCCGCCAGGAAACCUCCUGCACCACAGGAGGGACCUACCCUGCCCAGUGCAGGACACCUCUCAGGAAACAAUACAGACAGGAAGAGAAAGACAAGGAAAAAGAAUAAAUCUGUAGAGGAUGAGGACAGUUCAUCAGAUGAUGAAGAUCACUACACCUCCAGAAAAACCUGCUCCACACAGCAGAAAGGGAAUUCCAAUAAACAGGGUGCAAAGGUGGCAAACCUCCCUGUUGUAAAACCCCCUCUCUCAGAAUCAGAUAGUGAUGAUGAGUAUGAAGAUGAGGAGGAAUUAGAAUCAGAUGAUUACAGUUCAGAUUCCAAUUAUGAAUCCAUGUUUUCCAAUGUCACCCAUCUGGAGAUCUCCCUGGCUGAUCUGCAGAAGCUAGCUGAAGAAUCCCAGCAGACAUCCAAAACUACAACUCCCAGUGUCAUCAGUACCUCUUCUGAACGAGAAAGUAACCUGUCAUCCAGCUGCACUGAGCGGCAUGCUCCCAAGAAAGGCACCAUGCCGGAGGAGAUUCUUGCAUCCCUCUUGGAGGAGGACAGCAGUGAGGAUGAACAGAGGAAGAAGAAAAAGAAAAGGAAAAUUGUCAUGUCAACACCACUGCCAGCCUUCCAAGGGACAAGAGCACUGAAAGAGGGAUCAGAAACAGAGGAGUGUCAGAAGAGACAGAAAGAGGAGGAUGAAAAACAGAAGCUGGACAGCAAAAGCAGUAGGAAUCUGAUCAGGCAGAAACACGUAGAAACAGAGGAGAAGACUUCAGAGAGCAGUGAGGAAGAAGAAGAAGAAGAAGGAGAGGUGGGGGUAGAGGAAAGGGAAGAGAAGAAGAACAUGGCUGCUCCAAGAGUUUUAAAGGUGGCUCAGACUAAAGCUGUAGUAAACACUGAGAAAGCUGAGAGUGGUUCUACCUCCGGAAGUGAUGACGAUGAUGAGGAGGAGGAGGAGGAGGAGAGGAUGAAUGUCAAUAAGACUGUUCUUACAGCUAAACAUGCAGCAAUGGCUAUACUUUCACCCUCCAGCUCCUCCACUGAAGAAGUGAGUGACGAGCAAGAGCUCAUUUCUGCCAGAGAUGCCGUGAAAGCCUCACCUUCGCCUGCUCUUCACAGCAACUCGUCCUCUGGCGAGGAGGAGGAGGAGGAGGAAAAGAAGGCUCCUCCACAGGUGUCAUUAGGAGCUAAAGAAGAAGAGGAGCGACAGAAAAAGGCCAACAUGAGGAGACUGGCUGCUGUCCAACAGAGACAGAAAGAGGCUGAAGAACAGAAGAAGCUGAUCCAGGGAGCUCUCGCCAAGCUGGAUGCUCCGGCAGCAGGAGCAGGGAAACACAUCGUGUUCGGCUCUGACGAUGAUGAGGAUGAUGCUGACGAUGAAGAUAAGCAACAUGCAACCUCAAUAGUCACGACAUCAAAGAAGAUACUGUUCCCGGACAACCAGUCAGAGGAUGAGGACACAGGCAAUGAAGCAUCAGCCAAUGAGAACAACACAAGAAAAGAAAAGGUGCAUAUGAAGCCAUCAGUCCCUCAGUUGUUCAGCGGCAGUGACGAAGAGGAGGAUGGUGAUGAAGAGGAGGAUGGCAGAAGGUUUGACAUCAGGCCUCAGUUUGAAGGUCGAGCAGGACAGAAGCUGAUGGAGCUGCAGUCUCGCUUUGGGACGGACGAACGUUUCCGAAUGGACUCUCGGUUCUUGGAGAAAAACGAGGGCAAUGAGGAGGAGCCAGAGAAAAAGAGGAGCUUGACAGAAGAAGAUGAGGCUCUGGAGGACGAGAAGAAGAAGAACCUGUCUAUCCUCCACAGCGUCCUCGGCGGCAUCCAACAAACCUGCAGCAGCAAGACGGCCAGCAAGGCUAAGACCUUCAGAGACGUCUCAGCGCUGCAUUAUGACCCCAGCAGAGAGGAACACGCUGCGUUUGAGACCAAAACCAGUGAAACCAAGGAAAGCAAGUCGGUCAGGAGGAAGAAGAGAGAAGAGGCUCAGAAGCUUCCCGAAGUAUCUAAGGACAUUUACUAUGAUGUGUCUGGUGACCUGAAGGCCGUGUUUGGACAGACGAAAGAUGAGAACGCUGAGGGAGAAGAGAAGAUGAACUGGGACCAGGAGGAGGAAGAGGAGGGAGGAGAGAAGGAAGACCAGCCAGUCCCACUGUCAUCUCUCCUCUCAUCUGAUCCCAGCACGGAGAAAGAGACAUCGUCUGGGUUUAAGUUCUCCUUCUUUGGAGACGACGCAGAAACAGGAAGUACAGAGACAGAGUACAAAGCAGAGAGCAUCCAGGCAUCCAAGGUGUCAUGGCAACAAGACCCACGUUUCCAUGACAGCAGCACAGAUGACGAUGAGGAAGAGCGGGAGGAAGAUGUGGAGCAAAGCAGUGCUGCAGCUCAAACCACAGAAGAGGCCACGCCUUCAAAGACGGAUCUGUUCUUCUUCUUCUACCCUGGUGACAGCAGACUGACAGAUGGUCCCAGGUUGUUCUGUCGGUCUUCUCACCUGGAGGAGCAGAGGGAACAGUGGGAGGAGAGGAGGAACGUACUCAGACAGGAGUACCGCAAGAAACACAAGGAUGCCAGGAGGAAGCUGAAGUCCUCUCAGAAGAGCUGAGGAUUUUGGGACAUGAACUCAUGAAGUUUGCAUUCACUUGUCUGGAUUUGAGAAUCAGAGUAUUGUAUUUAUUUUUUAUUUUGAGAACGAUUGACAGAUUUUUUUUUUUUUUGUUAGUCAGGGCUUCCUGUUGAAACAGCACCUGGUUUGGUUUUCCUGUUAGUUUCCUUGGAAACUAACUAUGUGCUGCAAAUGAACUUCCGGACAAGCAGUAACAGGCAGUCAUGGCUUCAGGGAAUCAAAUCAGUUCUUAGAAAAAUCAAUAAAUAAACAGACUUGAACAGCCUA